Molecule: messenger RNA, 1868 nt
Organism: Schistosoma curassoni
Lineage: Eukaryota; Metazoa; Platyhelminthes; Trematoda; Strigeidida; Schistosomatidae
Source: the annotation of a GenBank genome assembly
AUGAAAAAGACUAGAUUUUUGUGGAUUCGUGAUUUACCUGCAAAAUGUAAAGAUGCAGAUUUGCGAAAUGUUCUUGAAAGGCAUGGUGGUGGAUCAAUUCAAAAAAUUCGAUUAUUUAAAGAAGGUCAUAUGCGUCAUGCUAUAGUGACAAAUUACAAAUCAAUUGCCGACAUUAAUAAUAAUAAUAAUAAUAAUAAUAACAGUAAUCAUAAUAAUUCGGAUCGUAAAACAGAAAAUCCACCAACAAGUACAUCAUCUGAUCAGCUUAAACGUUCACAUAGUUGGGAUCAUUUAACACCUUCCGAAAAAGAAGAACGUAUUCGAAUGAAAUUAGAACAAGUUAGAAUAACUGAGAAAGAACGAAGAAAAGCUGUUCUAGCUGCACGAAAACGUCAACGUGAAGCAUUAAAACCUAAAAAACAAGACAGUUCAUUAUCAGGAUUGGUCAAGUUAACCGAGUCUGAUGAAGAAACUCGAUUAAUAAAACAAACAGAAAAUCAAUCAGAAUCACAAUCAAGAAGAAUAUCAAAUCAAGUAUUCAACUUGAAAUCUAUGCUUGAUAAUAAAUUAUUAAUUUCAAUGUUUCAAGAAUGGCUUAAAACAUUGGAUCAAUCAGAAUUCAAUUAUAAUUCAUCAAAUAAUUUAGCAUUUAUUUUAGAAGUAAAUCAAUAUUUGACAAUCACCAAAAAUCAAUUAAAUAUGGAAAAACUUAAACAACGAAUCGAUAAAGCAAACUAUAUUUAUGAUAAUUAUCUACGUAUAUCAUGUGAAAAGCCAAUAGAAUUGCCAGAAAAAUUUAUCAAACGAUUAGAUCAAGAAAAAGAUCGUCCAACAUCAGCUACAUUAAAAGGCCUCCGAGAUCAUCAUUUAAACAAUCUCUAUUCCUUGUUUAAUGAAUUUUUAAAUGUAACAGCUAAAAAGCUUGGUUUAUCAGUGUCUCAACUUUGCCAAAUGCCUGAAAUUGAAUUAGCCCCAUUAGUUGUAACUCCAAAAACACUUAGUCAGGCUUCAGAAACAAAACAGAAAUUUUCUAUUAAAAUGAGACCAAUGUUAGAAGAUAAAGAAGAAUUAUCAAAAUUAUUAAAACGUGCAGCUUUUCAACCGCCUGAUUUUAAAUUAAUAUUAUUCUAUCAGUAUUUAGUUGAUUAUGGAUUCAAAGAAAAUUGUCCAUUAAUUGAUCAAGAUUUGAUAUUUCAUAUUGAAAUUUUACGUUUUGAAGAACUUCAUCGUGGUCAUGUUGAACAUAGUUUAAUAAGGAAAAAGGUUUUAUGCAUUUUGCAAACAUUUUUAGAAUCUGUUUUUCCACCACAAAUUCAAAUUGGCCUACCAAAUGAAGUUAUUAAUCGAUUAGUUGGAAGAAUACAUCGUCAAACUGAUCAUAAAGGUCCUAUAAGUUUAAACUUAUUUGACGAAGCAGUUAGGUUAACUUUCAAUGAAAUUUUACCAUUUUGGGCUGGAUUCAAAAGAAAUAUUUUAUGUAAAUCAGGCAGCACACAAUCACGAAUCCAGUCAACAAUGAAAUCGGAUUAUCAGCAAAUACAUGGAACACCUUGGUUGUCUAGUCCAUUGACUUACAAGUAUCACGAGGUAUUAGAAAACCGUUUAAAAGCACAUCAAGAUUGGAAGUUACCGUCAACAGAAAUACAACUUCCCAAUAUGCCACAUGAUAAGGAGGCAAAUUCCUUCACUUAUUCAAUACGAAAAGGUGUAGAUUGGCAAAAUGUCGGACAUUGAUUACCUAAUAUAUCCCAUUGUUUUACUUGAGCCAUGGUAGCAAAUUAGAUUACCACAAUUACGUCUAAAAUCCUUCCACAUAAAACUGACAUUUUUUUAUAGACAAAGUUAUAUUACAGCUAAUUAAAAUAAAG